AUCUGGGCAGGGGGGAUGGCCCCCCCUGGCCAAAGAAGGAGACGUCAGGGCAGGAAUGCAGCCGAGGGCAUGAACAGACCUGGCGUCUCCCCUCCAGAGAUAUAAAUUUGAGUGGGAUGAGGGGCCUGUGGCUUUUUCCACUACAGCGGAGCUGCACUGGUUCUGUCUACGAUGUCAAAAGCUGCACCCAAGAAACCACCAGCAGCAGCAGCGGCCCCUCCCCCAGCAGGAUUCUCCCUGGACAUUAAUGACCCUCAGGUGCAGAAUGCUGCCAUCCGCAUCCAGGCAUCCUAUCGUGGGCACAGGUCUCGCAAGGAGCUGAAAGAGAAAGGCCCCCCACGGGUGCUGCAGAACCUCACAGAUGUGAUGUUGAUUGAGGGGAGUGCAGCCAAGCUGGAAUGCCGCAUCAGUGCCUUCCCUGACCCCUUCAUCCGCUGGUCCAAAGAUGGUGUGGAACUCAAGGAUGGGCCCAAGUACCGCUAUGUCUUUGAGGACCCAGACAUUGUAGCAUUGGUGGUGCGUGAUGCUGGUCUUCCCGACCUGGGCAAGUACACCAUCUCCGUGAAGAACCCCUUUGGAGAGUGCUUUGACUCAGCACGUCUCCUCGUGGAAGUGCCUGCCAAGAUUGAGAAGGGCCCAGGCAGCACAAAGGCCAGGAAAGGCACGACAGUCAACUUGACAGCCCACAUCAGUGGGGAGCCAGCACCUGAUGUUGGCUGGGCCAAGGAUGGUGAGGAUAUUGAUGAGGACGAUCGUGUGUACUUUAACAUUGGCAGUGACUCAACAACUCUCACCAUCAAGAAGGUGACGCCGGCUGAUGCUGGGAAGUACGAGGUCUUUGUAGAGAACAGCCUGGGCAUGGACCAGUCCUUUGCACGCCUUGAUGUGGUCUGAGCUCCUGCCUUCCAACUGUACGGUCCCUCCCUCACACAAAAACAAACUCUCCAUCAUGGCCAAGGAUGGUCCAGGGCAUUGCCCUGGAGAGAAUAGCUGGGAAAAGCAAAUUAAACUUCCAGUGGUGCUAUGGGGGUAUCUUGUCCCCCUAAAAUGCAAUCAAGGGCCCUGCUGUUUUUCUCAUUGCACCUUUGGCUCUCUCACCAAUGUAAUUCUGCCACACCACACCUUCCCUGGCAGGAAUUCCCCACCCUCCCCAGGACUGAAUCCACUUCUGGGGCAGGCCUAUCACCUUGCAGGCUAAUAGCUUUGAGACCAGCAGUCCUGAAAGGCCUCAGCCUACUCUAGGGGCACAGAAGAGGCUCCAAGGGCCAUAAUUGCAAGCACGCUUUCCCCAGCACCUCAGAGAUUGUGAAACAUCCCAGAAGCCUCCAGAUUCUUACUGAUCUCUUUUCUUGCCAUAUGAACUAAAUAAAACCAGUUGAUUGUACAAA
Molecule: messenger RNA, 1388 nt
Organism: Rhineura floridana
Lineage: Eukaryota; Metazoa; Chordata; Lepidosauria; Squamata; Rhineuridae
Gene: SPEGNB
Product: SPEG neighbor
Exons: 5
Coding region: 172-894 (240 amino acids)
Biological process (GO): homophilic cell-cell adhesion
Cellular component (GO): plasma membrane
Molecular function (GO): protein binding
Source: RefSeq, a predicted model, not a curated record